Messenger RNA from Durusdinium trenchii, 4443 nucleotides. The record is from the annotation of a GenBank genome assembly. Lineage: Eukaryota; Dinophyceae; Suessiales; Symbiodiniaceae.
AUGAGAGGUGUCUCGAACCCGCACCAAGCGGGGUUCUUGCCUGGGGAGUUGGGAUCCUUAACUCCGCGCUUGGUGCCUCGUGCUCCCACUUCGCCAAAGGCGGUGCGGAAGUUGCGGCAUCACUCUGAAGUGCCGAGCAAAGAGGUUCUUCCUUUGGCUGCGUUGCCACUCUGGGUUGGCACAGCGACUUGUGAGGAAGUGCCAGUGAAGAGCAUCAAAGCAGUAGUGCCGGAAGACCUGCAUCAACAUGAAGACGUGUCCUUGAUUGACGAAGCAGAGGCAGAUGCUUCGUUCUGUUCCGCACACGAGCGCUUCGUAGAAGCAGCUGAAAAUCUGGAGCAGGCCAUCAGCAUUCGUCAGCAGCUUCUUGGAGAUGACCAUGAGGAGUUUCUACGGUCCAUUGAAAGCUACGUUGCUUCAUGCAACAACUGGAGCGUGCAAUGUCUCGCCAGAGGUAGCUUCACGGCUGCUCUGGAGUUGCUCAAGAAAGCAGAGGCAAUGACGGAAGCUGACAAUGUCCCGAACUAUCAGCGGCGAGUGGUUCUCCGAGCCGUCACCUUCAACAACCUUUGCUGCUACUACCGCAGCCGUGGGAAGCAGAAUGCAGCAUUGCAGUUUGCCGAGCGCUGCCUCAAGAUUGAGCAGCACUACAAAGAUGGUGACAAUUUGGCGCGGACAUACCUGAACUAUGCGGUACUCCUGAGCACCACAGGUCGCAGUGUCGAAGCCCUGGAGCAGAUCGAGAAGGCAUUGGCGGCACUCCACGACCGAGAGCGGGAAGCAGAGGAAACUGCAGAGACCUCACAGAUGCUUGUGGUCGCACACUACAAUAUGUUUGUGGAGUACCUGCGUCUCAAGCAAAGUGGGGCAGGUCUACAGUGCUUGCAGAAGGCUGUGCAAGUGGCCGCCCGGAAACUGAACGAGUCGCAUACACUGACCAAGAAGAUGCGUGAGGUGCAGAUGGAUGUGGAGGAUCGGCUCCAACAGAAGGCCUUUGCGGAGAAGUUUCGCACCAGCGCCGGGAACUUCGAGGUUUCAGAUAUCUUCAUGCACUUCCAGGAUCACGAGGCACAUCCUUGGCGGAAGGUCACUCUGGACGAAACGGAUUCAGAGCGGGCACAAGAGAUCCUCUCCCAUGCCAAGCAGAUCACCUUGCGGUGUAGGAGGCCAGCGGAGCCUCCACCACCAGAGCGGCCGCUCAGGCCACGGCCCAGGUACUUGAAGACGCACCAAGUGGCAAUGCCUGAAGUACCGAGCCGCUGGUGGGAAUCUCACCCCAAGUUACUGCACUCGGAUGGCUUUGCUGGCUCGCCCAUGCUUUGCCAGCAGGCACACGGUGUCCAGCCCAUGUUGGAGACGCGCCGGAGUAGCCCUCGUACCACAGGCAACAGUUGGGCAGGUGAUGCACGCCUGAGGCUGCCCGAGAUCAAGUCACCUGAGGGGAAGCUUGUGCCCUCGCGUGUUCGGGUGCCGCCUGGGGCUCCGCCCGAAGUGGUUGCUGCAGCGGAAUACCAUCUUCGAAGGUUGCAGCUCCAGGGUGAUGUGACCGCUUUGGAGCCUGAACGCAUGCGCGCCAUCUGCGUCUUCCGUGACAGGCUUGACACGCGUCGAGAGAUGGGCUUGCCUAUUCCAACAGAUGGCAAGAAGCAUCAGGCUGCAACCAAGAUCCAGGCCAGGAUUCGAGGCUUCCUCAUUCGCCAGUGGACUCUCAAGGAGCUGGCUUGGGAGCUGCGACGCCAGAGGGCCUUGGAGGAGUCAAUCUGUGACGAAGGCAUCCUCGACGGCAAGCGCAAGGCUGCUUUUCGGGUCAUUUAUGCAGCUCGCCGGGCCUUCGUAGAGUACAGCGCAGCGGUCCGCAUUCAGAAGCUCGUGCGAGGCGCCAUCGUGCGGAUGAAGUUGCGAAAGCUGGGAUUCCCAGUUGGCGCCAUGUCGGGCGUGGCCUCGGACAGGCUAACUGUGGCCUGUGCUAAAGCCCACAAAGGUGGAGAUGCCAAUGCCAAUAAGGUUGCACUCUGCGAGGCGCCUCCCCGCCUAGGCUUUGGCUAUAGGCAGCUGCACGUGGAAUGUUUGCGAGAAAGCGAGUUGGGCGAAUAUGGAAAUGUGCCAGGAUUGCCCAGAAGCUGGCGCGUGGAUAUCUUGUCCGGCAAAAGCUCCGAAAGCAGACACAGGCAGCUGCACGUGGAAUGUUUGCGAGAAAGCGAGUUGGGCGAAUAUGGAAAUGUGCCAGGCGCUCGAGAAAGCCGCGGAUGUGUCGAUAAGAUGCCAAGCAACGGAGGCGCGGCGCGUGGCUCGGUCGGGCGAUCGGUGAAGAGCUCGCCGCACGACCUUGUUGCCAUCGAUGGUUGGCAGCUCACAACGCUUGUGACGCGUGGCUUGCCGGCUGGGCGCUUGGCUUUGCCGAGGCUGGUGAUGAAUCCAUUGCGCAGAUCCAACAGGAGCUCUUCAGUUUCGGCGGAGGCUUCGGCGAGACAGGUGGCCUGUGAGCAGUUGCAGAAGGAACUGAAGGAAGAUGUGCUCCUGAAGGCGGAGCUCGCACAGCAGGUCUCAGAGGAUUUGCGUGGAGCGUUGAGAGACGAAGCCAAUGAACGAGAGGAGCUGCGGAGCCGGCUGGAGCAGCAUGUUUCUCACACGCGAGAGGCCUUGGAUGAGAUGAAGUUGCGCUUCGAGAAACGGGAGGCUGAACUAGCAGAUCGCGUCAGGGAAGCGGAGGAGGCCCAGCGAGAGGAGCUGCGCAGUUCCAAGGCCAAGCAGCUCGGCAUCGAAGAGGGCCUGGACGAGCUGCGCCGCGCGUUGGCGGCCGAGGGGAGCGAGCGCAGGAAUGCCUUCGAGGGCAUCGUCGCGAGGCUGCAGCACCUGGAAGCAUCGGUGGGUGAUGAGGGGGUGGCCCGCGAGGAGGAGCAGCGGCAGGUUCUGCGGGAGUUGAGCUCCGCGCUGGCAAAGCUGCAGGAGGAAAAGGCCGAUCGAGAAGAGGCGAUCGCCAAAAUCACUCAGAGCAUGGCUGAACAGGCAGCGCUUCUUGAGGACUCGCUGGACAAAGAGGCGAAAGCGCGGGAGGCUUCGGUGGCGCAGGCCGUAGUGCACCUGCAGAAGGACCUCAAGACUGAGGGGGCCACGCGUGAGGAGAUGCUUCGCAGUACGGCAACCAAACUCCAGCAGCUGUCAAGCGAGCUGCAGCAAGAGAGAGAAGACCGGUCGAGGUUCUUGCGUGACGUGAACGCCUCGCUGGCCAAGCUGCAACGAAUGCAGGCCGAGGCGGCUGAGGCGGACACCCGCGCCCAAGAGAACGAUCGGCUGGUGGUUGCAUUGGAACCGCAAGAGGCGACUCCCUCAUCAGCUGCAACUGUCGAUGCGUUCGAGGUUGAUACUGCUGCCGAUGGCGUAGGGGCUGAAUUGGUCUCUUGCAUUAUUGGCAGCAUCAGAUCAAGGAGCAGCUCCCUGACACUUGAGGUGCUGGAUGCUGGGGAUGAGGUUGUGACGAAGCCGAUACAGGACCUCGUUGCCAUCGACGGUCCGGGACAGAGUCUCGAUCCAGCCUCCCUGACAAGCGUCACUCCAUCGGGUGAUGCAACCAUCAACGAGCCUCAGGACCCUCCAGAGGUUCCGGCUGAUGGCAAGAACGCCAAAGAUACUGCUGAGUUGAUGUCCGUUGACACUGGAUCAAGGAGCAAUCCCAAACCCCUUGAGAGCUCCUCGACACUUGAGGUGUUUGAUGCCAGAGAUGUGGCGGAGACAAAGGACAUAAUACCAGUACAGGCAGACUCUUCACCAGGCGUGGAGGACGUGGCGACUUCAGUCCAGGCUCGUGACGAAUCCGCCGAGAUCCGGCAGGAGACUGUCGAAGUGGAUGUAAAGGAUACGGUGCCAGAGACUGAAGAAGUAAUCGAUGCCAGAGAUGUCGCGAUCACGAAGCCAAAAGAGGACGAGGUCCGGCUGGUCCAAUCUCUCGGGGUCAGAACCUGGAUGUCCCGGUCUCCCCCUCCGAACGUCAUUGUGCGACUCCUUCAUCAGCUGCAACCGUCGAUUCAUUCGAGGUUGAUACAACUGCUGAUGGCAUAGGGGCUGAGUUGGUCUCUGGCAUCAUUGUCAGCAUUGGAUCUAGGACGGUCUUGUAAACGAGGUGCUGGAUGCUGGGGAUGAGGUUGUGACGAAGCCGAUACAGGACUGAACUCCUUUGGGCAAUUCUGCUUGCUUCAGGACCUCGUUGCCAUCGACGGUUGGCACCUCAAAACGCUUGUGACGCGUGGCUUGCCCGCUGGAUGCUUGGCGGAUCGUGCCGCAGCUCUCUACCGAGAUCAGAUUCACCCUGGUCAGAGUCUGGAGGAUCCGGCCACCCCGACCAGUGUGUUGGAUGCCAGAGACGCUGUGACAAAGGAUAUACAGGCCUGGAGCAACGGAAGUCAGCUCGGAGGCUGGUGAUGAAUCUAUCGCGGACAUCCACCAGGA